Messenger RNA from Guyanagaster necrorhizus, 903 nucleotides. Its product is annotated as orotate phosphoribosyltransferase. The record is from RefSeq and is a predicted model, not a curated record. The transcript is spliced from 3 exons. Gene Ontology annotation, biological process: pyrimidine ribonucleoside biosynthetic process; 'de novo' pyrimidine nucleobase biosynthetic process; pyrimidine nucleotide biosynthetic process. Bases 1 to 903 code for a protein of 300 amino acids. Lineage: Eukaryota; Fungi; Basidiomycota; Agaricomycetes; Agaricales; Physalacriaceae. Gene Ontology annotation, molecular function: orotate phosphoribosyltransferase activity. Gene Ontology annotation, cellular component: cytoplasm.
AUGGCCGCCACACUCAGCCCUUCCCAAGCGAGUCUAAUCAGUCAUGCAAUGUCCGUGGGCGCCUUGAAAUUCGGUUCGUUCACGCUCAAAUCCGGACGGCAGUCACCCUACUUCUUUAACUCCUCGCUGCUCUCGUCGGGUUCCACCUUGUCUGUCUUGGCCACUGCUCUCGCAGAUACCCUCGCUAAUGUGGGUGAUUUCGACAUAUUAUUUGGCCCGGCGUAUAAGGGAAUACCCUUGGGUGCAAUUACGGUUGUCAAGCUGUUCGACAAGUACGGACGGGAUGUCGGUAUGGCCUAUGAUCGAAAGGAGGUCAAGGAUCACGGCGAGGGCGGGAUGCUUGUCGGAGUUCCAAUGGCGGGAAAGAAGGUGGUCAUCGUGGACGACGUUAUGACAUCCGGAAAGGCUAUUCGGGGUGCCAUCGAUGCCGUACGGAGUGCUGGUGGUGAAGUGGUCGGCGUCGUGCAGUGUCUUGAUAGGGAAGAGGUCGGACGAGAGGAAGGAACGAGCACAGUCCGGGAAGUAGAAGAAAUAGUAGGACGCGGAAAAGUGCGCGCGAUACUCAGGAUGCGAGAUUUAAUGGGGUGGCUCGAGAGUGAAGGAAAGACGCUGGAACUGGACGGCAUGAAGGAAUAUACACUAACUGCGAAGGUCCGGUCAAGAGUUCAUAACGUUCAAGCUGCAAGCAUGCAUCGCGCCAGUCCAGUUUCGCCGCAAAGAACGGAGCGUGGAGACAACAUUGCAUUGUACCUUCUAACUACUCAGCCCAAUCCAGAGCGCUUAGCAAACGCCGAAACGUUCUUUGACAUAGAUCGCACCUCGAAAGAGUCCAAACAGACUCCGAAGGAGGCGCGCCCUACCGAGACUGGCGAUAGUAUUCUAUCAGAUCUUCACGUUUUCUGA